Cinclus cinclus is the source of this 1836-nucleotide messenger RNA. It is a transcript of the gene SMG9, whose product is annotated as SMG9 nonsense mediated mRNA decay factor. The record is from RefSeq and is a predicted model, not a curated record. Gene Ontology annotation, biological process: nuclear-transcribed mRNA catabolic process, nonsense-mediated decay. Bases 306 to 1784 code for a protein of 492 amino acids. The transcript has 13 exons. Lineage: Eukaryota; Metazoa; Chordata; Aves; Passeriformes; Cinclidae.
UAAUAAAACAAAAAAAAAAAAAAACACGCUGGCCCUUUAAAUCCAGGCCACGCCCCUUUCCGCGCUCGCGCAGCGGCAAAACGUGGGCCACGCCCAGUAAGCGCAGGCGCGCGGCGCUUCCUCGUAGGCCACGCCCUCCUUCCCUCAGCCCGCGCGCGCCGGGAAGCGGGAAAAGAACCGGAAGCUCCCUCAGGAAUCCCGCAGGGGUUCGGGAAACCCCGGGGCCUUCCCGGGACCCCUCAGGGGCUCAGGGACCUUCCCGGGACCCUCCCGGGACAUCCCCGGGACUCUCGGGAGCCGCCGCCAUGUCGGACUCCGGGCAGAGCCCCGCCCCCAGCGCGCGGCGCCGCUGCUGGAACCGCGAGAAGGAACCGGAAGGAGGAGGUGGAGAGCGGAAGGAGGUGGGGGAGGAGCCAGCUGGGCCCCUGCAGAAGACCCCGAUCAUCCUGGCCAAGCCCCCGGCCGAGCGGCAGCCGCUCCCAUCGGCACCAAAGGCGGGGCCGGUGCAAGCCCCGCCCCCUCCCGCCCCGGCCCCGCCUAUCGUGCUGAUGAAAGCACGGGGGGAGGAGGGUCGUGGAGGGGGCGUGGCCUCGGCGGGGACUGGGGAGGGGCCUGCGCAGGCCCCGCCCCUCGAGAGGGAGGGGCCACGCCCCACCCAGCCCGUCUAUCAACUGCACAGCCGGGGGCUGGCCCCGCCCGCUGCUCUCGACCCCGCCCAGGCCCAGGCUCGGCUGGCGGCGCCCGAGAAGAUGAAAACCAGUAUCAAACUGGUGGACGAGCAGAUGAACUGGUGCGACAGCGCCCUGGAGUUCCUGCUGGAGCAGACGGACGUGCUGGUGGUGGGAGCCUUGGGGCUGCAGGGAACUGGGAAAUCCACGGUGCUGUCACUGCUGGCUGGGAACCAGCCCGAGGAGGAUCCCAGGUCCUUCGUGUUCCGGCCGCAGCCGCCGGAGCUGCGGGAAAGGGGCGGGGCCCAGACCGGGGGCAUCGAUCUCUUCGUCACCCAGGAGCGCGUGCUCUUCCUGGACACGCAGCCCAUCCUAAGCCCCGCCCACCUGGAUCACCUGAUCAACAACGACCGGAAGCUCCCUCCGGAAUUCGCGCUGCCCCACGCCUACGUGGAGACGCAGUCGCUGCAGAUCGCCGCCUUCCUGUUCACCGUGUGUCACGUGGUGCUGCUGGUGCAGGAUUGGUUCACGGACCUGGGGCUCUACAGGUUCCUGCACACAGCCGAGAUGGUGAAGCCGCCGACGCCGUCCCCGAGCCACGACUCGAGCGGGGCCGGGGCUGAGGAGCCCUCGGAGUAUUAUCCACACCUGGUGUUCGUACAGACCCGGGCUCCCCCCGAGUGUUUCUCCCCGCGGCGCCUGGCGCAGAUGCAGCGAGUGCUGGGCAGGCUCAUGGCUCACUCCCGCCUCAAGUACCGGGGCUCCCUGUCCAUGCGGGAGCUGCUCCCCAGCAGUUCCAGUCUGGGGGUGCCCCCGGCCCCCCCCGAGGCCGAGGUCAAUCUGUUCCUGCUGCCCCCCCUGGAGGACGAGGCCGAGGACGCCCUGCCCCGGGCAGGUGGGGGAGGGGCUCUGUUCCCAGCCCUGCCCCCAUUCCGGGGUCGGGGGGGGGUCGGGGGGCUCCUGGCCCGGCUGAGGGGGAGGGUCCUGGCGGCCGCACGCUCCCAGUUAUCCCACAGCCUGCUGACCGAGAGGAACUGGUUCCACUACGCUGCCCGCAUCUGGGACGGGGUGAAGAAAUCAUCGGCCUUGGCCGAGUAUGGCCGCUUACUGGGCUGAACUGGGAGCACUGGGAGGGCGUCACUGGACCAAUAAACCGCCUGGAAACCCC